Messenger RNA from Hibiscus syriacus, 1251 nucleotides. RefSeq names its product probable acyl-activating enzyme 1, peroxisomal. Lineage: Eukaryota; Viridiplantae; Streptophyta; Magnoliopsida; Malvales; Malvaceae. The transcript is spliced from 4 exons. The record is from RefSeq and is a predicted model, not a curated record. The coding region runs from base 58 to 1251 and encodes 397 amino acids.
UAAUGUUUUCCGUUGUCAAUUGCAAAUUCCCCUACCCCAAGUGUUGUUGAAGAAGGUAUGGAAGGUUCAAUCAAGUGUUCCGCCAACUACGUCCCUUUAACUCCGAUCAGCUUCUUGGACCGCGCCGCUCUUGUCUACCCAGACUCCGUCUCCGUCGCCCACGGCGAUGUCAAGUUUACCUGGAAACAAACUCGUCAGAGGUGCGUCCGCCUCGCUUCUGCGCUUUCCCAACUCGGAAUCUUCCGUCGAGAUGUGGUUGCUGUAUUAGCCCCAAAUGUUCCAGCAAUGUACGAGCUUCAUUUUGGUGUUCCAAUGGCUGGGGCAGUUCUAUGUACGCUCAAUAUACGUCAUGAUUCCCCUAUGGUGGCAUUGUUAUUGAAGCAUUCAGAAGCCAAAGCCCUUUUUGUAGAUUACCAAUUCCUCCACGUUGCUCAGGGAGCUUUGAAAAUACUAUCCGAGACAAUAGGUAAGCUGCCCCGACUGGUCUUGAUUUUGGAUCAUGACCAGCAAAUUCCCUCCGGCGGCAACACCAACUCGACAUAUGUGAACAUGGACUAUGACAGUCUUUUAGGAAUGGGGAAACUAGAUUUUGAGAUCAUAAGACCGGAAGACGAGUGGGAACCUAUCUCACUUAAUUAUACUUCAGGCACAACAUCGAGUCCGAAGGGUGUUAUUUUUAGUCACCGAGGUGCCUAUCUCAAUUCUCUAGCGGCGGUUCUUCUCAAUGAGAUGACCUCGAUGCCGGUAUAUUUAUGGUGUGUUCCCAUGUUUCAUUGCAAUGGAUGGUGUCUGACAUGGGGAAUUGCUGCUCAGGGUGGUACGAAUGUAUGCUUAACAAAUGUCGCUGCAGGCGGAAUAUUUCGUAAUAUUUCUAAGCACAGGGUGACACACAUGGGUGGUGCACCUACGGUUUUGAACAUGAUAAUCAACGCACCAGCUAGCGACCAAAGCCGUCUUCCGGGGAAGGUCAUGGUCAUGACGGGAGCUGCACCGCCACCCCCUCAUGUGCUUUUCAAAAUGGAAGAACUGGGAUUUAGGGUGAUUCACUCGUAUGGCCUGACCGAAACCUACGGUCCAGGAACCGUUUGCACUUGGAAACCAGAAUGGGAUUCUCUGCCUAGACACGAACAGGCUAAGAUCAAGUCUAGGCAGGGGUUGAAUCAUCUCGGUCUUGAGGAAAUCGAUGUUAAAGAUCCCGUUACCAUGAAAAGUAUGCCACUGGAUGCGAAAAGUGUCGAUAGAAAUGUUUGA